Molecule: messenger RNA, 1231 nt
Organism: Psammomys obesus (fat sand rat)
Lineage: Eukaryota; Metazoa; Chordata; Mammalia; Rodentia; Muridae
Gene: Gpha2
Product: glycoprotein hormone subunit alpha 2
Exons: 4
Coding region: 691-1077 (128 amino acids)
Biological process (GO): cell surface receptor signaling pathway
Cellular component (GO): extracellular region
Molecular function (GO): hormone receptor binding; hormone activity
Source: RefSeq, a predicted model, not a curated record
AUGAGAAAGCAUUCCCAGGACCUGGAAGACCUAAAUAGACCUACUCCUAGUCUACCAUCAAGCACAGCUUAGGUGUCCUCAUUAGUGGGGUGCCCCUUGAACAAGAGGCUCUUGUUCUUGGGCUGGGAUGUAUCUGCGUUGGUGGAGUGUCUCCCUAGCAUGCACAAGGCCCUCGACUUGACCCCAAAAGAGCAGAAACUGGAUAUGGUGGCUCUUGCCUGUGAUUUUAGAACUUGGGAGGUAGAAGCAGGAGGAUCAGAAGUUCAAGGUUGCCUCUAGGAUGCAUGAGAUCAUCUUUUAAGAGAAAAGUCAUUUUUCAAUCCCAUUCCUUUGCAAUUACUAAAAGGCAGAUAAGCAACAGCAGCAAGGGCAGUAGUUUUUAGACAGAGUGGCUGAUCAGGGAAGCUCACAGAGUGUGAAAAGAACCCGGCUGUACAUGUGUCACACAGGAGCACUCUGGGGCUUGCCUCACUCCCUUCCAGUAUUCUCUGCUAGACAGCCUUCAAGAAAUCUCAGAUCUGCUCUCCAGGUGGGACUAUGCGGCAGGCUUCAGGCUAGGAGGGGCCUGAAAACUGAUAUCUAGGAAGGCGUGGCUCUGAACCACCACACUUAAAAGCCUUGAGAGCCAGCACCAGUUUGGAAACCAGCAGGAGGCACUAGGAGUCUACAGCCCUCUGUUCCUGCAGACUGAUGCCCAUGGCACCACGAGUCCUGUUCCUCUGCCUGCUGGGCCUGGCCGUCACUGAAGGCCAGGAUCAGGAGCCAGCCAUCCCAGGCUGUCACUUGCACCCCUUCAACGUGACAGUGCGAAGUGACCGCCAUGGCACCUGCCAGGGCUCCCAUGUGGCACAGGCGUGUGUAGGACACUGUGAGUCUAGUGCCUUCCCUUCUCGGUACUCUGUGCUGGUGGCUAGUGGCUAUCGGCACAACAUCACCUCUGUCUCUCAGUGCUGCACCAUCAGCAGUCUGAAAAAGGUGAGGGUGUGGCUGCACUGCGUGGGGGACCAGCGUGGGGAGCUUGAGAUCUUCACUGCCAGGGCCUGCCAGUGUGAUAUGUGCCGUCUCUCCCGCUACUAGUCCUUGAAGGGCUCAGGCUCCAGUGCUGCCACUGAUAAGAUAUGGGAGCUCUCAAAUGAGGAUUCUACUUCAGCUCUGACCCUCUCUGGAGUCUGUGAAGAAGGGGCUCCACCUCCUUCUACCUGGCCUUCUGAGCAGUCUCAUUGCCAUGCUU